Molecule: messenger RNA, 966 nt
Organism: Fonsecaea pedrosoi CBS 271.37
Lineage: Eukaryota; Fungi; Ascomycota; Eurotiomycetes; Chaetothyriales; Herpotrichiellaceae
Exons: 1
Coding region: 1-966 (321 amino acids)
Biological process (GO): L-methylmalonyl-CoA metabolic process
Molecular function (GO): methylmalonyl-CoA epimerase activity
Source: RefSeq, a predicted model, not a curated record
AUGACAUACAAAAUAGUUACGCUAUAUCACCCUAGCCAUCGGGUGCCGAGUCUGGAGAAGGCCGACACGUUCUUCCGUGAGGUGUUUGGCAUCGAGAGCGUCUGGCGGAACAAGCUCUUUACGAAGCCAGACCCCAAAUACCCGACAUUUCCAACCGACUACUGCAUUUUCACGUCCAUUGCGGAUGUCUUCUUCGACUGCAUAGACCCCAAAAAGUACGUGAUUGAUGGGGAACAGAGAUACGAGGAUGUCGAGGAGCCUCACCUCAACGGUCUGGGCUGGGGCGUGGAAGGCAUCGAUGAGAUAUACGCCUGGCUGAACGAGAUGGGUGUGCGUUCGACCGACCAAGCCAACCGGCUCGCCGACCCCAAGGAGUGUCCCGUGGCUGUUUUCAAACCAUCAAAGCUUUUCUUCACAGUUGCGGAGGACAGUGGGCUUCGCUACGAGUACUAUCCAGCUUCGAGCAUGGGGACCUACGACAUCCGCCGGGACCCUUCGUGGAAGCUGAAUCCCCAGGUCGGAAAGGGGCCCUUGGGAAUCCAGUUUUGCUCCCACCACACGAUCCUGACCGCGAAUCUGAGCCGGGCCAUUCGACUGUUCGUGGACCUCAUGGGUGGGAAGCAGAUCCACGAGACCAAAGGCACGCUUCGAGGGACCGACAGCAUCUUCAUUCAGCUGGCCGACGCGGUCUACGAGUUCGCCGUCCCCAUUCCCGGUGUCGACUCGUAUGCGUCCAGAGACUUCGAAGCAAGACAAAACAAGGCCGAGGAUGUCUAUCACGCCUUGACCUGGAAAGUCAAGGAUCUGGCUGUCACUGAGGCGCAUCUUCGGGGGAAAGGGGUGGAGCUCAUCGCCAAGGACGAUUCAAUGCUAGUGGUCGACCCCAAAGACGGGUUAGGAAUCCCCUGGGGCUUUGUAGCUGAUGUCUUGCCCGGGGACGAUAGGUAUACCUCAGAGUUGCAGUAA